GCUGACCUGCGAGCAUCCAAACACAGGCACGUUAUCCGCUUUCAGGAGCGCCUCCUUUUUUCAUCCUCCAUCAUCGCUCCAGAAACCGCUGGGAGAAAUAUUUUUCUUUGAAAAAGGCUUUUUUAAAAAAAAAUUUAAUUUUUUUUCAUUUCUCCCCGAGCCGGGCUGGCAGGAGGGGGCGGCGGAGCCCAGGUGUGGGCGGCCGCCUCCCGCGGGCGGCGCCUGAGGCGGGGGCCGGCCGCCGCCAUGGAGCACAUCCGGAUGCCCAAGGUGGAAAAUGUUCGGUUACUUGAUCGUGUAUCUUCCAGAAAAGCUGCACUGGGCACCUUGUAUUUAACAGCUACCCAUGUCAUAUUUGUGGAAAAUGCUUCUGAAACUCGUAAAGAAACCUGGGUUCUUCACAGCCAGAUUUCCUCCAUCGAGAAGCAGGCCACGACUGCCACCGGCUGCCCUUUGCUGAUCCGCUGCAAGAACUUCCAGGUCAUCCACCUGAUCAUCCCUCAGGAGCGAGACUGCCACGAUGUUUACAUCUCUCUGAUACGUCUGGCACGACCAGUAAAAUAUGAAGAGCUGUAUUGUUUCUCGUUCAAUCCAAAAUUAGAUAAAGAAGAACGAGAACGAGGCUGGAAACUUGUGGACCUCAAUGAAGAAUAUAACCGGAUGGGUAUUCCGAACAACUAUUGGCAGAUUAGUGAUGUAAACAGAGACUAUGGAGUCUGUGACUCCUAUCCUACGGAAGUGUACGUACCAAAAUCUGCAACCGCACACAUCAUAGUGGGGAGCUCUAAAUUUCGAAGCCGAAGGCGUUUCCCGGCUCUUUCUUACUACUGCAAGGAUAACAAUACCUCCAUAUGUAGGAGCAGCCAACCUUUAUCUGGCUUCAGUGCGCGAUGCCUUGAAGAUGAACAGAUGCUCCAGGCCAUUAGAAAAGCAAAUCCAGGAAGUGAUUUCUUAUACGUUGUUGACACUCGGCCCAAACUCAAUGCGAUGGCAAACAGAGCAGCGGGAAAGGGAUAUGAAAAUGAAGACAACUAUUCUAACAUCAAGUUUCAGUUCAUAGGCAUCGAGAACAUCCACGUCAUGAGAAACAGUCUGCAAAAAAUGCUUGAAGUUUGUGAACUGAAGUCGCCUUCUAUGAGUGACUUUCUGUGGGGCCUAGAAAAUUCUGGCUGGCUGAAGCAUAUCAAAGCCAUUAUGGAUGCUGGCAUUUUUAUUGCAAAGGCUGUGGCUGAGGAAGGUGUGAGUGUGCUUGUUCACUGCUCUGAUGGCUGGGAUAGGACAGCCCAGGUUUGCUCGGUAGCGAGCCUUCUAUUGGAUCCGUAUUACAGAACUAUGAAGGGAUUCAUGGUGUUAAUUGAAAAAGAUUGGGUUUCCUUUGGUCACAAAUUUAACCACAGGUAUGGCAACCUAGACGGAGAUCCAAAGGAGAUAUCUCCUGUUAUUGACCAGUUCAUAGAGUGUGUUUGGCAGCUAAUGGAACAGUUUCCUUGUGCCUUUGAAUUCAAUGAAAGAUUCCUGAUCCAUGUACAACAUCAUAUCUAUUCUUGCCAGUUUGGUAAUUUCCUGUGUAACAGCCAGAAGGAGCGACGAGAGCUUAAAAUUCAAGAACGAACAUAUUCGCUGUGGGCUCACUUGUGGAAAAAUCGUGCAGAUUACCUCAAUCCUUUGUACAGAUCGGACCACAGUCAAACUCAAGCGACCCUGCAUCCACAGAUAGCUUCAUGCAACUUCUUGUACAAGUUCUGGAGCGGUAUGUACAACCGCUUCGAAAAGGGGAUGCAUCCACGACAGUCAGUUACUGAUUAUCUGAUGGCAGUGAAGGAAGAAACGCAGCAGCUAGAAGAAGAGCUGGAGGUCUUAGGAGAGCGAUUGGCAAGUCUUCAGAAAGUGCAAUCAAAUGAUAAUAAAGUCAAGAGUAAGCAACAAGACCAAAACAAAGAGUUAGGACGCUCUACUUCUAACAUCAGCUUGGCUAACACUCCCCAGGAGUAUAACAGCAAUCUGAAAUCAUUCCCAUCCCGGAGCCCUUCACAAGGGGACGAAGAAGAUUCAGCCCUGAUUUUGACACAGGACAACCUGAAAAGCUCUGAUCCUGAUCUCUCAGCUAACAGUGAUCAGGAGUCAGGUGUGGAGGACCUAAGCUGCAGGUCCCCAAGCAAUGGUGGCUGCUUGCCUAGUGAAGACAGUGGCAAGGAUUCAGAUGAAGCUGUAUUUCUGGCAGUCUGAAAUACCUUCAUAGCAGCAAGGAUCCAGAUUCAGAUACAGUUGUCUUUCAGUCUGGAAUGACUUUUUUUUCCAUCAGACAGAGAAUGGAAAUAGUCUGUGGCCUAAAGAAACUGAUAACCCAAAGAAAGGGAACUGUGCAAUUGUGUAAGUGAAGAUCUAAGCAAAACAAGCCAUUAUUAGUUGUAAGACAUAACACUAAAGAAUAGUACUCUCUGCUGUUACAAGUAUUUAUUUAAGCCAUUGUGAUGUUUGUUUUAACUGCACAUUAUUCCUUAAUUUGUAAAUUUAUUUCCGUAAUUUAUUGUACAAAAUAAUAAUUCUCCAAAGAUGUGAAACUCCAAAGUAUUCUCUUAUACAUAUGAACAAAGUUGAAGAUAGUGUUAACCUUACUGGUGAAUCAAAACUUACUUUUGUAGACCUUUUUUGCCUUCAGGCAUAUUGUGUAUAUUCUUCACAUUUUUUUUUCAUGGGAGGUGUUAAGUUUUCAAUUUCAACAAUUAUUUUGCAUCUUCUCCUAUUAAAAUCUCUCAAGGCAAAAUAACACCAACAAAUCAAUAUGCUUGCUUAGGGGACUCUGCUCCUGGCAAAAGAUCCUUGAGUGAAUAGCUGCUGCACCUGAGUGAGUCCAGUUUGUACUCGAAUCUCACUCAGUGUCAAAAUUUCAAUGGUUUCUGUGUGCAGACCUUUGAGGAAUAUAAAAAUACUUGCACGGUGUUUAUAGUAAUACAUCACUCUACAAGAUAAAUGUCAGGCAGGGUACUCCAGACUUCUUAUUUUGUUCUGAAGUUCUAUUGUUUACAAUUUACUCCUCUUUAGAAUUGUCUAAAUGAGAUAUAAAGGUUAACAUGUUAAAGGUAAUGAAAAUAUAGAUUCUUCAGCCUAUUUUGAUUCCUGCUUUUCAAUAUUUUAUUUCAGUGGGAGUGAGGUAUCUACACCAUAUGGAGAAUAAGGAGCCUAAAUCACUUUUGAAGGUAUUGCUCCAAGGUCAAAAUUAAAGGAAGGUUAUGCUAAUAAAAGAAAUAGUAUAAAUAGUAUUUCUUUCCAAUUUUAGUGCUUAAAAUAAACUAAGCAGAAUUAAUUUUUUUAAUCUGCACACAAAAUUUCCCUUGCAGGACUUGCCAAUCUGAACACUGCAAUACUAAUGCAAUAAAAAGACCAAUUAAAAGAAUUCUUUGCUCAUUUUUCAGCAUUUUUCUACGUAUGAGUUGAAAUGGAGUAGAACAACAAAACAAAGUUUAUUCUCCAAGUUUGGUUUAAAAAUUUUCAGUUCCAAAUCAUAAGAGCUAUAGCUUUCAUAAUCAUAUAUACAGAAAUAAACCUUGGAAAAAUAUUUAAAACUUGGGACUUUUUGAAACAGCUUACACGAGGCUGUAAUUCUUGCAAUUAUAUUUUUUUUUAAUAAAUAGUUCAAGCAAGCAUUUUAAAAUAUAAUUUGUAUGUCUGCUUUUACCUGUUUGGAGGCAACUUGGUAUUGUGUUCUAGUUAAAAAUAGCAUGGUAGAAGUGUAACUUAUUUUAGUUGUAUUUCAUACUAUUCCUUCAAGGAUAGACUUACAGGCAGAGUUAAAUUAUAUAAAUAUACCUCAGUUUGGAAGUUUAAGGUUUUAUUAUUCAGUCUGCUUUUGUGGUAUGGCUUUUUGUUCUAAGAAACUCCUUUACUAAAAAUGAGUUCGUCAACUUCAGUACUAUGAACAAUCUCUUAAGAGAGCUUCUGCAUUUGACAAAUAAUUCAAUUCCUAAUGGCAAGAUUCAUCUUAAUGUUAUACUGGAAAGGUCAGAUCCUCAAUUUGGGAAAUCACUGUAGCUCAAUUAAAAUAGAGCUAUGAUCAUUUAAAAUCUACUGAGAAUCUAGCCUUCUGUUUUUUAAUCUUUAUGGAUUUUUAAUAAAUGAAAGCCCUGAUUUUAAUUGUGCUUUUAAAAAUAUAUUUCAUAUUUUGAACAUAGCCUGUAAAGUUUAUGGCAUUAAAGGAAAUUUUGAAUGGGUUUUCUUGAAAUAAACAUGCUGUAAAUUCAGCAAUGAAAACGAGACAAAAAUAUUCUGCUUAAUGAGUUUGAGACUAGGCAAUAUUGCACAUCUUUAAAAUGUAAAAUUGUGGUAUUACUGUGUGCUAUUAGACAUACGUCUCAAAAUAAAUACAGAACAUGAACAUAUGCAAAUUUAAAGCA
Molecule: messenger RNA, 4391 nt
Organism: Dromaius novaehollandiae (emu)
Lineage: Eukaryota; Metazoa; Chordata; Aves; Casuariiformes; Dromaiidae
Gene: MTMR7
Product: myotubularin related protein 7
Exons: 14
Coding region: 247-2226 (659 amino acids)
Biological process (GO): phosphatidylinositol dephosphorylation
Cellular component (GO): cytoplasm; membrane
Molecular function (GO): phosphatidylinositol-3,5-bisphosphate phosphatase activity; phosphatidylinositol-3-phosphate phosphatase activity
Source: RefSeq, a predicted model, not a curated record